AUGGCUAGCCCAGGCAAAAUCAAAUGUGACUCCGAGUUGCUCAAACAAGGCAACACACCAUCAACCGGUGACACCAAACACAUCGGUGUAUAUGGAAGAUCUUCCAGCACAUACAUAUGUCAGGAUAGUUGGCAUGAUCUCCCGGUGACAACUCUGGACGAUGGAGAACAAACGUCCGCCUCAGAUCUACACAUUAAUGACUCUGUCAUAAUCAUAUCAAGGUCGUGCGUCGGCGGGUCUGGUCAUAUCCUCCAAUUCAGGGGUAAAACUAAUAAAAAGACGGAAACACGACCAUGUGCAGUAGAGUGUUUCCAGACCGAAUGUUUGUCUAUCAACUACCACAGUGAGACUAAUGAGUGUCAGCUCAGUACAGACUCUCCCUACACCAAACCGGUGUUAGUACAGCAGGCACAAUACUGGGAAAUCUACUACCUACAGAAAGAAAAUGACUGGGAGCUGGUCUUCAGAGCUCAGGCAUACAAUAACAUCAGUCCUUAUAAUGCCUGGAUGGGGACGUUGUCUCUACUAACUUCAGUGGAAGAGGGCUGCCUGCUAUUGAUGAAUACAUCCACAUGCACAACCAUAUAUAGAAACGAUAUUCUGAACACGUGGGAUUCGGAGAGUAUUUCUGAGGUAAAGCUAGAACUCUACAAAGCCGGUGUCAGAGUGGUAAACAUCCGCUUUGAUGGUAAAGGAUCGAAUUAUACCGACUGGUUUGGGAUCAACAGAUUAAUAGACAGUGGCUGGGAGACCUUGUCUAAAAGUCGAAAUUUCGCUUACUUCUCAGUGCGUGGAUCAUGUCAGCGGUCCUUUUACAUCAAUGAGCACUUCAUAGGCUGCCCUUCUGACAAAGGAUUGAUAUUAGUGAAUGAUCUUAACUAUACCCCUUGUCAAUGCACAUAUGACACAACGUCCAACAGACCUGAAUUCAUGUAUGCUCCUGGAGAGGAUGUCACACAAUGGGAAGAUUACAAUUAUGGCCGAGCGGAUGUGUUAGCAGUGUUCAUCAAACGAUGA
Messenger RNA from Ylistrum balloti, 1017 nucleotides. RefSeq lists its product as uncharacterized. Lineage: Eukaryota; Metazoa; Mollusca; Bivalvia; Pectinida; Pectinidae. The transcript is spliced from 6 exons. Bases 1 to 1017 code for a protein of 338 amino acids. The record is from RefSeq and is a predicted model, not a curated record.